AUGCCUCUACAUCUUCUAGGCAAGAAAUCAUGGAACGUCUACAACCCGGAUAAUAUCGCCCGUGUGAAACGCGACGAGGCCCAGGCACAAGCCCGCGAAGAAGAAGAUGAGCGACUCAUGCAAGAGGUUGAUGCUGAGCGACGAAUAAAGAUAUUACGUGGCGAGCGACCACCAACGCCUCCUCCCCCGCCCCAGUCGUCUGCUGAUACCUUUGCACGAUCUGAAAGAAAAUCGAGCGAUGAUGCGGGCCGCUAUCGGAAAAAACGGCGCCUGGCAGGGGAAGACGACACAGACAGAGAUAUUCGAUUUGCCCGGGAAGAUGCAGAACAAGCGCUUUCCAAAAGAGACGAGCUUUCUCGUUCAUCUCAACGAGAGGGCGGGAACCAGCAGGUGCCUCUUUGGGAUAACAGCGGUCAUAUAAACCUCUUCCCGGAGGGCUCCAAGAAAGCUGAGAAGAAUUCCGAGGCUGAAGCUGAGAAAAAGAAGAAGGAACGAAGUUACGAAGACCAAUAUACAAUGCGAUUUUCAAAUGCCGAAGGUUUCAAGGAGCAGGCAGGUCGUCAACCGUGGUAUUCAUCUGGUGCACAGGUUGUCACAGCACCUGAUGCGAUGCCAGAUAAGAAUGUCUGGGGGGGAUGA
This is a messenger RNA of Penicillium waksmanii, 639 nucleotides long. RefSeq lists its product as uncharacterized. The record is from RefSeq and is a predicted model, not a curated record. The coding region runs from base 1 to 639 and encodes 212 amino acids. The transcript is spliced from 2 exons. Lineage: Eukaryota; Fungi; Ascomycota; Eurotiomycetes; Eurotiales; Aspergillaceae.